AUGUACGACGACGUGAUCACAGACGUAAUUGAUAUCCAUCGCCUCAUAGAGACGUUCAAGAACCCAUGUGCCACCAUUGAGGCGCCUACAAUCGCUAUAUACACUCCAUCCGUAAUCUUCAUCAUUCCCUUGUUCGGGACGGAUGUAUCAGGAUCUGCCGGCUUGAUGAGUUCGUGCGGAUUCUGCAUUUGGAACGGGGUUCUUGGUUCAAGGAGUUCGAUAUCUUUUGAAGGGAGCCGUGAGGAGUACGGGAAUCAGUCUUACCGAGUUGUUUUAGAUGGCAAGGUUCGAGUCAGACCCAGCUGGUACCAUCGCACAACAGGAGACAACAACGGCUUCUUCAACAACUUGUCUUCAAAUCCAAAACGCGAAUUCGAAUAUGCCAUUACCGACAGUCCUGUGAUUAUAACGCAAGACUCGGAGGUUUCAUCUAGGAACGUGUGGUUUGUAACCACGCAGCAGUUGAGCUUGAAGCUUGAAGUCUCAGCUAGUAUUGCGACUCGAAGUGGCAGACCUUUUCAAACUAGGACCAGGAAUCAAGCUGCCGGAAUGAACGUGUUUUGUUCUUUCCAAUUGAAGCUUUUGCGAAUACGGGAGAUGAUUGACCGCUAUAAACGUUCUUCUCAGGAACGUUCACGCGAAUGCGAAGCCUCUGGCGCUAGCAGGUUGGCCACCCACAAUCAGCAUUCCGCCAUCUUCUGCGAGGCGCCUCUCAGGCAGCAGCCGAUCAGAUCGCGAUUGUUUAUUUGCGCGGAACGGAAGCGCAAAACGCGUCCAUUCAUUAAUAUUCUUUCUCCAAUCAGCAUGCCGCACGAAUGCAUAGUAACAUUCUGUUUGACACAAGACCACGGCGUCAACCCUUCGAAGGGCCUCUUCCAGUUGUUUGUUCCUCAUGCAGUGAUUAUCUUUUAUACUAUACCCCCUGUAGGUGUACAGGCUUGCGCCACAGCUACAUUGGGCGGUAGGGGGAUAUAUAUGGACUAUUACUCGGACCUUAGCUUACGAAACCGAUAUUUUGGAUUCGCCGAUAAGCCUAUCAUCGAUUGGCUUCCCCAGCGUCAUUGGAUUACCUGUUCAUUCAGCAAACGCACAUCUGUAGUCCAAGCCUAGAAGAAAAUGUACAGAUAAUUGUGUCGGGAACUGGAGAAGCUGACUGAGCACAUCCUCCGCGUUAUUUAUAUUCCUUGACGCUUGGUCGGGGGCGCGGGGCGUGAAAUAUAGCGAUCAUCUAAUAUUUCGAC
Molecule: messenger RNA, 1241 nt
Organism: Suillus subaureus
Lineage: Eukaryota; Fungi; Basidiomycota; Agaricomycetes; Boletales; Suillaceae
Exons: 8
Coding region: 1-1110 (369 amino acids)
Source: RefSeq, a predicted model, not a curated record